Messenger RNA from Fonsecaea nubica, 1047 nucleotides. RefSeq lists its product as hypothetical. The record is from RefSeq and is a predicted model, not a curated record. NCBI's taxonomy places the organism in Eukaryota, Fungi, Ascomycota, Eurotiomycetes, Chaetothyriales, Herpotrichiellaceae. The transcript has a single exon. Bases 1 to 1047 code for a protein of 348 amino acids.
AUGAGCCUCUUUAGCGACAUUGUCAACUCGAUCGGUAGCGACAAGUCUCCAGCACCACCAAAGCCGCCGUCGGGACCUCUCGGUGCGAAUGCGCAUCGACCGAGUCUCGACGUCAGCAGGCAUGGUUCCCGGCCCGGACUGCCCGUGGCCCCCUCGCCUCUGAAUGGUACAAAACGGAAGGCCGACGAGAGCUCUUCGAAACCACCUGAGAAGCUUAUCAGGCCGAAUCCUACACCUGGCUUGACCAGCACCAUUCGGCAACGUCCUGUUGCCCCUCCUCUUAACGCCCCAAGACCAUCCAAUGGAAACACUGGAAAAACCCUCGCUAUGCCCAGACCGAAAGUUGACGCUCAGCUGACCUCACCGAAACCCGGCUCUGCGCCAUCCACUCCGACUACUGCAACAACCAAAGGUCCAACGAAGGGCUCGUAUGCAGAGUUGAUAGCUCGGGCAAAACAAGCGCAGGUGGAGAAAUCUCAACAAAGCCAAGUUGGCCUAAUAAAGCAUCAAGCAACCAACCGGGAAAAGCCAUCGAAACUGGCCGAGAGGAGACGGCAAGAAGAGGAAAAGACAAAGGGUGCCAAGGAGAAAUCCAGUGGCGGCCGUCUGGCGAAUGGUGGUAAACGGCAUGAUAAAUCUCGAAGCGUUAGCCCUGCGAAAAAGACGGAUCAUCCCAAAGGGCCCAAGGCCCCCCGACCGCCAUUACAUGCUCCCCCUUCGUCCUCUUACAAAGGCACUAUGGGCACUGCUGCAGGUCGCGCCAAACCACCAGCCAAGCGCGGGCACAAAUAUGAUGAAUACUUGGGCACCGACGAAGAAGAUGUUUCAGAUGAUAUGGGCGGAUAUGGAGAGGGCGAAGAAGAUUAUGCAUCUGAUGUUUCGUCUGAUAUGGAAGCUGGAGCGUUUGAUGUGUACGAAGAGGAGCAGAAGGCGCUCAGGGCCGCAAGGGAGGAAGAUGCCCGAGAGUUGGCAUUAGAAGCCCAACUGAAGCGAGAGAAAGAGGAUCGGCGUAGGAAGCUCAUGAGUCUUGCAGGGAAGAGGAAGUGA